AUGUCACACAAAAACUCGGGCUCAAUUGAGCCUGAUGACGGCGAGGACGAUGCUCUAAUCAACAAGCUCCUGAAUGGAGAAGGCGAGGUCCCAGAAGAUUUCAGUUUCGGCGACACUGUCGGCAAGGUGGACGACGCUGUAGACUACGAAGACAUAUCAGACGAUGACCUCCUUCCAGAAGAAGAACCUUCAAACGCAUUUAAUACUACUUUGGACUCUACCCCGUCAAGUGACAAUGAUUUGUUCGGCAUGGUAGAGGAGGGCUUUGUGGACGAGAAGGAUAUGGUGGGCGAAGACAAGGAAGGCGUUGAAGAUUGUCAAGCGGAGAUUGACUUCGACGACCUAUUCGGAGAUUCAGAUCCUGUAGAUGAAUCAGUACUAUCCAAUACUGAGACUCUUGACAUCAAUCCACCCGCGGAUGGGCUUCAUGAUCGCGAAGAUUUCAUCAUGGCAGACGCAGAUAUGGAUGAAGAAAUGCUUGGAUUUUUUUCUGACGGUAAUUCUUCAGGCGAGGGUUCCGAAAUGGAAAUAUCAAUCCAGCCCCGUCAAAAGGACCUUGUUAAACAAUACUUCCCGGACUUUGAGCCUCAUAAAAUUCUGUCUUUUAACUCACUAUUCAGGCCCAAAUAUACUACUUUGUCGGUCCCCUCUUUCAAUCCGCCAAAGGUAUGCGUGCCAACAAAGGUAAAUUUAGAGAUGGCUCCAGAUGGGCAGGCACAUUUUAUAAAAUCGAUAGCUCUGGUGGACUCUGGGUUGAGAGGGAGUAAAAGAAUUGUCACUAUCCAUCAAGAACCUGAAGUGGCGGAUGUAGAGGGAGAAAACACAGAGGAUGGACCGCAGAAUCCAGUAUUUGAUAGGGAUCUUAUACUUGCCUGCGAUGACUGGGAAAGCAAAUUGGAUACCAUGAUGACCACGCCCCCGCCGCCUCCAAAUUUGAAGAGGCCCAGCAAUGAUGAAGUGGAAGAUAACGAAUCCGGAAAUUGUGACUCUCAUCAGCCUAAGCGCUUGAUGAAAAGUUUAAAAAAUAAUUUUAUCGAUAAUCUCCCGGACUCAUGGCUCGACGAGAAGGCCAUUUUUGAGGGGAAUCUUACCUCAAUUUGUGCCAAAGUUACUCUUGAUCUCAAUGACCCUCGCCUUUUAAUUGAUAUUCACCAACCUAAUGACACUUCUCAUGCUCGUCGUAUUGGGGGUGAAUUUAGGCGUCGUGUCAAAAAAGAUUUCACACAAAGAUACAACAUCAGUAACGACGAAGCCUACGAUCUACUGAACAAAAUUACCCAGAGACGGGUUCGAAGUACUUUAGGGCAGCUGGAGAUUGAACAUAGUCUGCCAGCCUUGAAGUUUCAGACCCCAUUUUACAAAGAGAAACUUUCAUUAGCGGAGCAAAGGUCAUAUCAUCGUCCUACGUUUGCUUUUGACAUCAACCAAGAGUAUCGGUUUGAGCGGCUUGAACACCGUAAACGGAAGACUUAUCAUAGGCUUCCAGCAACGGUUUCCCUCUCAACUGCCAAGGAUAUUUCUCUUCAAGACGAUCUUCCCUUUGUCUUGUUGGAAUAUUCAGAGGAGCACCCCACUGUUCUAUCAAACUUCGGCAUGGGUAGUAGGAUUAUAAAUUACUACCGCCGAGUUAGUACUCAAGAUGCUGCACGCCCCAAGCGUGACAUUGGAGAAACUCAAGUCUUACUUUCUGAAGAUAAAUCGCCAUUUUGGAACUUUGGCACUGUAGAUCCAGGGGAGGUGGUUCCUACACUUUAUAACGGAAUGUUCCGUGCACCUAUCUUCCAACAAUCCGUGAAACCGACAGAUUUUUUGGUUGUCAGAAAUACAAGCGAAAACCGAGUCCAUCAUUUUCUGAGGACUAUUCCACGUAUUUUUGCUGUUGGCCAGCUCCUACCUGUCACGGAAAUCCCAAGCCCUCAUUCCAGGAAAGUCACCACAACCAUAAAGAAUAGGCUUCGGAUGAUAUGCUAUCGCAUCCUAAAGCACAAGCGCAAAGACUCUAAAUAUAUGGGCCCAAAGGACCUUGCCAAGCAUUAUCCUGAAGGCAACGAAAUGCAGAACCGUCAAAAGUUGAAGGAUGUAUUGGAACGGAUUGGUGGAGGUUUUUGGGCUAUGAAGCCUGAUGAACACUUUCCAACCGAGGAAUCAAUUAGGAGCUUGAUCAAACCAGAAGAUUUAUGCUUAUUGGAGGCGAUGCAAGUUGGGAUGAGAAAUAUAGCAGAUACGGGAUACUCAAAAAUCUUCGACGAUGAAGUUGUGGAAGACGGGAGAGCCAAACAACAACUGGAGCCAUGGGAUCUAUCAAAAAACUUUCUCGAAGCGACUCAAGGAAAAGCCAUGUUGGAGCUUUACGGGGAAGGUGAUCCGACAGGUCGUGGUGAAGCAUUUAGUUUUGUUAAGACAAGCAUGAAAGGUGGUUUUAAAGCAGUUGGGAAAAGUAUCGAGGAGAACAUGGACCAGCGUCUUAAAGAGUUGGGAGGUCAUAAGUACAAUGUGGCCCGCCAGGAGAGAGAGUACGCAGACGCCAUACAUCGAAUUUGGCAAGCCCAAAAGCGUAGUCUCAGCUGCACUGAACCACCAGAAUUGGAGAGUGAAGAUGCACAAAGAGACGACGAGUAUGACAUGCCUACGCCUGACGAAGGUAAAAUAUUUGCAGGAGAUGAAACUGCUAGCCAGUUUACUAGAGCCAGCACUAUCAACCAGGGCAACAAGAUUUUGAGGAUUAAGAGAAUUGCCAUUAACAAAAAGGGUGAAAAGGAAGCUACCGUAGUGACCAUCACGGACCCUCAGGUUAUCAAACAAUACGUUCGAAGACGGAGAGAGCUUGAUGCAGAGAAAACGAAUAUUGCAGAAAUCGUCCGCACUGGCAUCAAGGAACACGAUGAGAUCAACAAAAGAAGAUUGCGUGAAGAACUAGCUCGCCUCCAGUUAAAUAAAGAGCGCCGUGAACUUCGAGAGCGUCAGGCCCUGCGCGGGGGGCGUAGCGCGACUCCUAAAUCCCGCCAGGAAUCUGGGGAUGGAACACCGAAAUCAACCUCAGGAAAGGCAACAACCAACAGAAAAUGCGCUAAUUGCGGGCAAGCAGGGCAUAUACGUACAAAUACGAGAGUCUGCCCAAAAUUGAACGGGACUUGGGAAAAAAUGGGAAUGAGUCCAACCCGAGUAAAGCGUCAGCGUUCUGAGUCUGAAUGA
This is a messenger RNA of Morchella importuna, 3192 nucleotides long. RefSeq lists its product as uncharacterized. NCBI's taxonomy places the organism in Eukaryota, Fungi, Ascomycota, Pezizomycetes, Pezizales, Morchellaceae. Gene Ontology annotation, biological process: transcription by RNA polymerase II; RNA polymerase II preinitiation complex assembly. Gene Ontology annotation, cellular component: transcription factor TFIID complex. The coding region runs from base 1 to 3192 and encodes 1063 amino acids. The transcript has 6 exons. The record is from RefSeq and is a predicted model, not a curated record. Gene Ontology annotation, molecular function: RNA polymerase II general transcription initiation factor binding; RNA polymerase II general transcription initiation factor activity; histone acetyltransferase activity.